AUUCAGCUGUACAAUGUUGGCAGCCGUGUGUUCUUUUGACAUAAUAAAUUUUAUGUAACCGGGCGUUCUGUGAAAAUUUUUCUUUUUCCUGCAUAAUUUUUGCUGCCACAACCGGGAAAAGUAUCAAAAAUCAAUCAUGCCGGAAGCACAACCAAAGGGGAAGUGUAUUGAAUUGAAACCACUGACGAAAUACAACGUUUGCUACUACUAUGCGCCCCUUUCGAGCAUGAUCACCUAUGCGGGGCUCUCGGUAAAUGUUAUGAAUCCAUCUUUCGUGUACAAAUUCCACCCUAACCGGGAUGUUACCAACUACCUCCUGUAUUGGACUCUCUUUGGAAGUGGCCUCUACAUCUACGGGCGUCCGCACUUGCGAGCUCUGCCCCCUAAAACGCGUGCGUCUUACAGCAUUGUUGGGAGCGUUCUGUUCAGCAUGGGUUCACUCCUUGUGUGGGCUUUUAUUCGUACAGUUGUCCCGAAAAAUAAUGCUCUGCACACAAUCCUAGGAUUAGGUUCAAGCUUUGUGAUUGCACGCCUCAGCUAUGAUUACUUAGAUUAUGUGGAUAGUCUUGUUCCAGCCAAGUAAAAUGUAAUAAUCCUUUAUUAAUUUCCAUCAAAUUGUACUUCAUCACUUCUUUAAGCCCCUCUACAGUGAACUCAUUAUGUCAAGAAAAACUCCCCCAAAAAAAAAGUCAUAAUUCCUCUCAUAAAAUCUAAUUAUUGAAGAGGAAUAUUUUAAAUUUCCAAAAUGUAGUUGAGAAGAGAAAAAAAUAAAUGUGGUAAAAUUGUAAAUAA
Lutzomyia longipalpis is the source of this 792-nucleotide messenger RNA. RefSeq lists its product as uncharacterized. Bases 137 to 583 code for a protein of 148 amino acids. The transcript is spliced from 3 exons. The record is from RefSeq and is a predicted model, not a curated record. Lineage: Eukaryota; Metazoa; Arthropoda; Insecta; Diptera; Psychodidae.